UCUUACCCCGUGAACACACGCGAGUGCUUUCACCCCACACCAUUGCAUAACUUGAAAUCAUUUUUUCGCGCUCACGGAAGAACAUUUCAUCAUUGAAAUUAGGAUUUCUUGCUUGACGUUCAUGUCAUUAUUUGGUAGAUCCAAUGCUUGAUUGGGAUUCGUUUUGUUCUCAUCCAGAUCAACAAGUCGUUUGAGAAGUGGGAUGUGAUUUGCAUCUGGACAUUGCUGGGACAGUUGCAAUUUAUAGUAGUCGGGUGAUGUGUGAGGCGAAACGGGAAUCUUCUUCACGUAGGAAACCGGGUUGGCUAUCAUGAAUAAGCUUGCUGGGUUGCCGCUGCUUUUGGCCCUAAUAGCAGCUUUAGGGAUUUCGGAUGCACGCCAUUCAAGGAGACGAGGGUUUCUGCCAGAAUCGCAGUAUGCAAAAGUUCAAAAGGAUCUAAUUGCGGAAUUGAGCCGGGGUGGCAGUAGGUUACAUGCUGGACCGAAUUCGAUCCGGUCAGGUCCGGAGAUCAGCAAGCUACAAAACCGGUUGUUUCUGAGCCCUAAUUACACCCUAGUGGAGGCGCAAACCCGGACAACAGCUGCGCUCCAUUGUGAAGUACAGGACAUUGGCAAUUGCACGGUGACGUGGAAAAGGAUCAAAGACUACCAGAUACUUACGUUCGGACUGUUGACUUACAGCAGCGAUAAUAGGUUCUUUGCUAGGAAUGGAAAAGGCAGCAAGGACUGGUCAUUGCAUAUACGCUACGUGGAUAAAGGUGACGCAGGGAUCUACGAAUGUCAGGUGUCAUCGCAUCCGCCAUCUAGUAUUUUCGUUGAACUAAAAUUAGUCGAGGCACACGCUGAGAUCGUUGGUGGUUCGGAUAAGAUCGUGAAGUCAGGAUCUCCUCUGCUCUUGACCUGUGUCCUGCAGAAAUCCACUGAAGUCCCGGAGUACAUCUUCUGGUACCAUGGACAGAGAAUGAUAAACUACGAUCUAGGUGGAGGAGCUGCCGUCAGGCACGGAAGACAUGGCAGCGAGUUACUUAUACCCAGUGCAGAAAUCCGACAUUCAGGGAAUUACUCCUGUGUCCCUUCGAACGCCCGUCCAGAUAGUGUCAAUGUUCACGUCCUGCAUAGUGAGAAACCAGCGGCCAUGCAGCAUGGAAGCAAAAGCUCCCAAGGAGCAAGCAGAAGCUGCCCGAUCGUGCUCUUGCUGGCCCUAUAUUCGCUGUUAUCGAGCAGGACGUGAUGAUACUUCUAAAACGAAUAUUCCCAAAGACAUCGAGGGAACCCAACAUAAUGAAUCGCAAAGACUGCUACAGAAUAUAUAUUAUACGAUGAGUCAGUUUGUAUGUAGCUGAUCUUCAUUAUAACAUAACUUAAUAACGUAUUCAACGUAUAACGUAUUUAUUUCAAUAUGAUGAUCAGCAAUUGUACAUAAUUCAACAGUCCCAAAUCGGUGUUUGCAUGUAGAGUGUUUACUAUAUUUUAUAAUGUGCAGUAUUGGCCAUAAAAUAAACAUAAUUAGUUAGAACAAAUGAAAAUAAUUCACUCACAUAACAGUGUAUACAGUUUGGUAAGAUUAUAUUGAAAUGUUAUAAAUUCACCAAUUUAGAAAAAAAUAUCAAUUUACAUAAAUCUCUUGUUAUACUAUGAACUUGCAAUUACAAAUUGAGGUCUAAAUAUCAAGAAAAAUAUUAUCAAUAAAUUUUUAUUUUAUAAUUUUUAUUGGCCAAAACUUUAUU
Molecule: messenger RNA, 1727 nt
Organism: Nicrophorus vespilloides
Lineage: Eukaryota; Metazoa; Arthropoda; Insecta; Coleoptera; Silphidae
Product: contactin-3-like
Exons: 7
Coding region: 311-1231 (306 amino acids)
Biological process (GO): synapse organization
Cellular component (GO): neuron projection membrane
Source: RefSeq, a predicted model, not a curated record